Molecule: messenger RNA, 2882 nt
Organism: Hymenoscyphus albidus
Lineage: Eukaryota; Fungi; Ascomycota; Leotiomycetes; Helotiales; Helotiaceae
Source: the annotation of a GenBank genome assembly
GAGAUGCGCGCUGCUGACCGAUACUGCGUGGAAUUGGUCAAGAGAGCUCCGGUGGAGUCUGAGUCUGGCUAUGGGUACAUCGUGACGUUUUUUUGUUGGCGACUUUCGGCCGGCCCUGCCCCAAGAUCGAUUAACCCCACUACUUCCGAAACCCACCCCGCUGACGACGUUGCCAAAAUCUCAACGCCUCCACCUCCUUCACCAGACUUCUCCCUCUUCUUUCUCUCCCGCCCUCUUGCUCCAUCAACACCAAUUCUCUAGCAUCCCCCUUACAUACCCCCCCAAACCGCAAUCAUGGGCUACACCGACGUUGAUCAGCUGGCUAUCAACACCAUCCGUAUCUUAGCGGUACGUUUUGCCUGAUUUACCCCUCCAUUACGAGGGGUGGGCCCUAUUUGAGGCCCUCAACACCACGAUACUAUCUUCACGAUAGUUGCUGAUUUUAUCCCAUAGGCCGAUGCUACAUUCAAGUCCAACUCGGGCCAUCCUGGUGCCCCAAUGUAGGUGGCUCAAUUGCCUCGAUUCGAUACUUCUGCUAAUGCCGGAUCCAGGGGAAUGGCCCCAGUCGCACACGUUCUUUUCAACAAGAUUAUGAACUACAACCCAAAGAACUCAAGCUGGGUGAAUAGAGAUCGAUUCGUUCUUUCGUGAGUACUUCUUUCUCUUAAGAUACGCAGCUCCGGCGGUCGAAUAUUCUAGAGGUGAUGAAGCGGGAACUUGCAGAGCUUCCCUUGGCACUGCUUUUUUCGCGGUUUCAUGGCUCUCGCUGAAAAGAAGGCAUUUCAUCUAUUCAUAGCAACUUAAGGAGCUCAGACAGCAUGGAUCCCAAUGCUUUAGAAAAAUUCUUCCGGUUCUUACUAAUGUUUACUAUAGCAACGGUCACGCUUGCAUGCUCCAAUAUGCUCUCCUCCAUCUCUGCGGUUACAAGCUUUCUAUGGAUGACCUCAAGGCAUUCCGAGUACGUCUUGCUGGCAUCCUCUUUUAGAUUGGCUUCGCUAACAAUUGCAACCUUGAAGUCAGUAGACAGCAAAACCCCAGGUCAUCCCGAGGCACACGAUACCGACGGUGUUGAGGUCACAACUGGUCCUCUUGGACAAGGUUUCGCAAAUGCCGUUGGUCUUGCUAUCGCCCAGGCCCACGCUGGAGGCGAGUUCAACAAGCCAGGAUUCGAGCUUAUCAACAACUACACAUACUGCUUUUUAGGAGAUGGAUGCAUGAUGGAGGGCAUUGCCAGCGAGGCUGCUUCUAUCGCUGGACAUUUGCAGCUUGGUAACUUGAUUGCCAUCUACGAUGACAACCACAUUUCCAUCGACGGAGAUACCAACUGUGCUUUCACAGAGGAUGUUGCCUUGAGAUUCAAGUCAUAUGGUUGGCAUGUCGAGACCGUUGAAGACGGUAACAAUGAUUUACAAGCAAUCGAAGAUGCAAUCAAAAAGUGCCAAGCUGUGAAGGAUAAGCCAUCCAUGAUCAAGCUCAAGACCAUCAUUGGUUUUGGUUCCAAGUUGGAAGGCACACACGGUGUUCACGGUGCUCCUCUCAAGGCAGACGACAUCAAGCAGCUCAAGACCAAAUUUGGGUUCAACCCAGAGGAGUCAUUUGUCGUCCCACAACAAGUUUAUGACAUUUACAACGAGAAGGGUGCUAAGGGCGCCGCUCUUGAGAAAGAAUGGGAGCAACUUGUUUCCAAAUACGCCGGAUCUCACAAGACCGAGGCUGCUGACUUGAAGCGUCGUUUGGCUGGAGAGCUCCCAGAAGGCUGGGAGAAGAAUUUGCCAGUAUACUCCCCAUCGGAUUCUCCAGUGGCUUCCCGAAAACUUUCCGAGAUUGUCCUCCAAGCUAUCCACGAUGUCGUCCCAGAAUUGGUUGGUGGUUCUGCAGAUUUGACCGGCUCGAAUUUGACCAGAUGGAAGGAGGCUGUUGAUUUCCAACCUCCAGCCACUGGUCUUGGUGACUGGUCUGGACGUUACAUUAGAUAUGGUGUCCGUGAGCACGCCAUGGGCGCUAUCAUGAACGGUCUUGCUGCAUACGGCACCGUCAUCCCAUAUGGAGGUACCUUCUUGAACUUCGUCUCAUAUGCUGCCGGAGCUGUUCGUCUUUCCGCACUCUCUCAAGUCCGAGCCAUUUGGGUCGCUACCCACGACUCUAUUGGACUUGGUGAGGAUGGACCAACCCAUCAACCUAUCGAGACACUAGCACACUUCCGUGCUCUCCCCAAUUGCAUGGUCUGGCGCCCAGCUGACGGAAACGAGACCAGCGCUGCAUACUAUGUUGCGUUGACCUCAAAGCACACCCCAAGUAUUAUUGCUCUCUCCCGACAAAACCUUCCACAUCUCGAGAACUCCACCCUUUCCAACGCAAUCAAGGGUGGAUAUGUUGUUCACGAAGCUGAGAAGGCAGACAUCACAAUUGUCUCUACUGGUUCCGAAGUGGGUAUUGCUGUUGACGCAGUCAAAUACUUGAAGGACAACCACAACCUCACUGCCCGUGUUGUUUCUAUUCCUUGCUUUGAGGUGUUCGAUGCUCAGGCCAAGGAGUACAGACUCAGCGUUUUGCCAGAUGGUAUUCCAUCCCUCUCUGUUGAAGUCAUGUCAACUAUGGGAUGGGAAAGAUACACCCACGAGCAGUUCGGUCUCAACAGAUUCGGUGCCAGUGGUGCCUACAAAGAUGUGUACAAGGUAUGUCACUUAUCAGAAGCUUAUCAUGACCAUAGCUAACAGCUGUAUAGAAAUUCGAGUUCACUCCAGAGGGUAUCGCCAAGCGUGCCGUUGCAACUGUUGACUUUUACAAGGACGUUCCUAACCUCAGAUCUCCUAUCAACCGUGCUUUCCAGCAACUCAUCUAAAUCUCUUAAAAAAUGGGGAAGAAGGCUUCUAGAGAGGGGA